Messenger RNA from Mytilus californianus (California mussel), 7151 nucleotides. Its product is annotated as myb-like protein X. The coding region runs from base 431 to 2302 and encodes 623 amino acids. The record is from RefSeq and is a predicted model, not a curated record. Lineage: Eukaryota; Metazoa; Mollusca; Bivalvia; Mytilida; Mytilidae. The transcript is spliced from 7 exons.
ACUUUUUUUUAUGUUUUCACAUUCUUAAUAACAGACAGAACAUCACAUAUAAUUUAUUGAGUGGUGAUAAUCUGGACUUAAAGUUGUUUUUUAUUGACACAGGAGGACAGUUGGAAUAUACACCGCAAUUACUCUGUCAACAUUGCUUCACGUCCCCACCCACACAGUUCCACCUGAAAGAACAUUUGAUGAAUGGAGAUGUAAUUAGUGAAGUGGAAAUAUUUGUCAUAUUUGCCUCACAAGAUAGAAGGUCAUGUUUGGGGUGUUAAUUGCAAUGCUGACAGAAUUUACAAUUAAAUAAAACAAGUAAAAGUUUUAUUUACAACUUCAGAAGAUAAUGAGUUAGAAAAGUUUCAACCGCAUCAUUGGUAACCAAAGAUAUGAAAAGAUGCCCACGUUUGUUUGAUGAAAGAGAAUUGAUUGCUUAAAGAUGAAGGAGAUUGAUGAAGUUCCAACUAAGAUUAGUGUUAGUAAGAUCUGUCUCUUCAGGAAAGGAUCAGAUAUUGAUCUCGAGGCAAUAUUUGGUGGACGUAUUAGCAGUAAAAAGACGAAUGUUAUCAAAACAAAUCCAGUGUACAAAGAUGGACACGGAUUAAAAAAUGGAAAAAACUCUAGCAAGGAAAAUGAUAUGGGUGGUAUAGAAAUUCAGGUUUAUAAUAACAUACCAAAAUCAUCAGUGGAAAAUUCAACAAAACAUGAAAAUUCAAUAAUGAAAGAACAAUUGAUGAAGGAAAAUUCACGAACAGAGCGUGAUAAAGUAACAGUUACUAAUGGUGAUGUUUGUGUGGGUGAUAUAAUUAUAGAAAAUGGGUAUAGAAAUCCGUCAUUUAUAUCUGAUACUGAUAGUGAGGUAGGACUUGAUGUGAUGGAGCAUACAGUAAAAUACUCUGGGGAAGGCGAGGGGAAAGGUGACAUGUCAGCAGGGUCAGAAUGGCCAGAUAUUGAUGACAUCGCACUACCACCACUGUCACAUGAUCAAAUUGAAAAAUCAACGAAUAGCAGUGAUGAAGAAGCUUAUGAAAUGAUAGACUACAACAGAAAUAAAACAAAAUUCAAAAAUGACAUUGAUCCUGUUGACAUUGAAAUUGAUGUUAGUCGGGACAUGGAAACCAAAGUUAAGUCAGAGGAAGAAAAAGUAACUGAAAAUCUGGUUCAAGAUAAAAAGGUAGAAAUUCAAACAGUCUCUACAACAUUAAUCCAGUCUGAGGCUCAAGAUCAAACAGUUCAUGAAGUUCAAUCAGCGUCAGUGCAGGUGGAUGAAACAGAAACUUUAGGAAAACAAGUAAAUGAAAGUGACAAUACCCUUGAAAAACAUGUAAAUGAAAGUGAAAAUAACCUUGAAAAACAAGUAAAUGAAAGUGAAAAUAACCUUGAAAAACAAGUAAAUGAAAGUGAAAAUAACCUUGAAAAACAAGUAAAUGAAAAUGACAAUACCCUCUUAAAUGGUGAAAUGCCACACAUGACAACAAGUGAUCUCAGUUCUACAGAUCCCAAGGAAAAUGACAAAAAUUCAGACACUAAAAGUGAGGCUCAAAAUGAAAACACGAAUGAUACUAAUCACCAAAAGACAAAUGGUUCCAUUAACAAAGAACCAAAAAUGAAUGGAUCAGUGAAUUCAACAUAUUCUCUUGAUGAAGACAGCUAUGUAAAUGAAAAAGGAAAAUCUAAAAAGAAGAAAAAAUUAAAACAAAGAAAGAAUUCACUUCCAGAUCAUAUAUUAAACUCACUGAAUAUGAAACCAUCUAAGCCCAUUCUUGUUCCUGUAGUCAUGGAUGAUAGUGCUAUGCCAGUAGGUCGUUCAAGGUCAACUGACAAUUCAAAUGAACAAAAAUCAGUCAAAUUUUCUGAUGAUACUGUGUUUAAUGAUACAAAACCAAAUAAAUACAAACAGGAAAGAUUAACUUUAAAGGAUAUUUAUAAAGGGAAAAUAUCCAGUAAGGAUGCUGUUGCCAAACUUAAUCCCGUGUUUCAUGAUGAGGACAAUCAGGCUAUACAAGACAGGAACACAGAAGAUGGUGACCAGUAUGAUGAUAAUCUGAAUACACCAGCCUACUUGAAGAAUUAUUUAACAUCUCAUGGUGGAGAACAAGGACAAAUCAGACAUGCUGGACUUGAUGUAGAUAAUGAUAUUGAAAGCAUUGGCAGUGAAGGGGCGGUCAACUACGACAAAUUAAUCGAACAAACAAUAGCAAGAAAGAGACGAAGUCGAAUUCUCCGCCUUAUAUGUGCAGUAUUUACAUUUUGUGUUGUUAUUGGAGUUGUGGUUGUUUUAGUCAUAUUUGUUGGGAAAAAACAGUCAUGAUUAGGAUACAAAAAAGUUGAGCUAAAUAUGUUUAUGUAGUCAUAAAGAAGCAGACAUAAUUAUAAAAUUUGGAGGUCAAAACAGCAGGGUAUUAUAUGGGAUGCAAACAGAAAUUAAGAUCAAUUUAAAAUGAUGUUCUGACAUUUUUUUUUUGCCAUUGAUGAAAAAUGAUCACAAAAAGUUCCUUGAUGCAUAACAUGUUCCAUCUUUUUAUUAUAACAUUUAUAAUUCCAUUUACAUUAAUGUUUGUCACUAUAUGGUAUUCAAAAAUUGAAAUUUUAAUUUAAAAAGUUGUGUAUAAGAGAAACUUAAAUGACUAUUUUUUUGGUAUAAAUGUAAAACAUUCAGAUAUUUAGGAUUGAAAUAUUUGUAUCUGUGUCUUUUUUUACUUUCCAGCCUUUUAAAUUGAUUGAUUAUUGUUUAACAUAACUUUAGCAUGAAACAGCUAUAUUGCAAUGAGGGUCACAAACUUUUUAAAGCUGUAAUUGUUUUUCAACUGCAGCAAAUGACAAGGUUCACUUUUACCAAAAUUUGGCCAUGAAUUUCAACUUUAUCAUAAAUUUCAUCAGGUAACUUGAUUUUAAAAUGGACCAAUUUCUAAAGCCUAAAUGCCUAGUUCAACAACUCCUUCAUAAAAGUAUAUAUACGUGUAGUUGCAAAAGUCAGCACAUUUUGGAGAUGUAAAAAAACGAUGAUUUUGUGCAUUUUGCAGACCAGAAAGCUUCAUGGAAACUUUGACCGCAACACACAAUCCAAAAUAUUCUGUAAUCAAAAAGUGCUAAUAUUUUUAUUGAAUACCUAGAUCACAGGUGGUGGCCAAAGUUAACUUUUCCAUAAACUGUUAUAACUAUGGAAAAAUUGGACCAAAACGGACGUUACUACUCAAAUAAAGCAUACUUAAGGGAUCAUAACUUUGUAAUUUAUAAUGUAGUGUGCAAACAAGAAGUAAAUGUGUAUUAAUAGUUAUACCACAACUAUUUCUAUGUAGAAUUUGUGGUAUUCUGGCCAGAUUUUAAAAAUAUUAAAACCUUAGGGGCCAAUUUUGACCCUUCCUGAACCUUGUCCUUUGGUAUGGUUUUUUCAUAAAUUGUGAUACCAGGUAAACAUCUUCAUGUCAGCUUCUGUGUAAAAAGUAGUACAAAAUCUAACUACAUUUGUAGCAUUUUACUAAAUACAUCCUGCAUGUCAUUGCAAAACAAAUUCUUCUUUUGAAAAUGCUGAUCUUCAUGUGUGGAAAUGUGUAAUUAUACUUUUUAUAUUUGGUUCUUUGUACAAUAUUCAUAGCAUCAUCAUUUCUUUUUUUUAUCAUUUUUUACUGUUACAUUACAUAGAUUUUUUUUAAAUGUAAAGAAAUCUAAAAAUUUGAAUGAAAAUAUUUGUCAAGUAAGUUAUACGGGUAAAUGUUUGCUAUGUGAUUAAUUUAUUAAUAGUAGAGCCAAAAAUGAUUCAUAUUAAAAUAUUUUUUUGUAUUGAAAUAUGGUUGAGUUGAAAAUAAGGAUGAAUUAUUUGCUUUAUAAUUUUUUACAUUAUUGUUUUAAUCACUACUUACUAAAAAUCUGUUGAAAAUAAGAUAAUUAUAUAACUUGCAUAUCAAACUUGGUCAGUUGGGCUUUCAAAGGGGUCAAAGGUUCAUGAAAAUCAGACGAGAAGUAAAAUUAGAAUAUUUUUAUAAAUAUCAAUAUGACACACCCUAUCAACCCUCAACCAAUAUAAUCCCUCUAGCAGAUCUCUUGGGAUUAUAUUGGUGUCUCUGGUUGCUGUAGGUGUGAUAUUGAAAAUGCCAUAUGAUAUUCUGUAUUGGGUGACACCAAACUGUGAAGUAGACACACUUGUUUAGAACCACCUAUGCAGUAUUGACUGUAUUUAGCUUUUAUAUACAUGAUGUGAACAGGUUUUAUAUUGAUGUUUCAUUCGUUUUACAAUAUUGACUGAGUUUUUUUUAGAAAAUGCAAUAUCUACUUCAUUGAUGACAUGAGAAAAAACAUUUUAGGGAUGUCCGAAGCACACAAAGAAAAUUCUUGAAUUGUUUAUAGUGUGUAUGUCUUGCCAGUAAAACUUACAAAUGUUUAUGUGUAUUUUUAGUAUUAUAGACUUAUUUAUAUUGUAUCAGAAUUAUUCUAUAGUUAACUGUCAUUUCCAUAAACCUCAUUACUUUUUUACAUAUAUAUCAUUUUUUCAUUUAUAUUUUUUAAGAAAUUCUAAAAUGCAUUUAACGUCACAGUACCCAAAUUGCACCGAGUACCCAAAUUGCACCUAUUCAACAAAAAUAGCUGUGGAAAUCUUACAAGUUUUCUUUGAGACUAAACAAUUUGUAUUUUUAUGAUUUAACAUUGUACAUGUCUUUCACAUAGAUAAAUAUACACAAAAUGUUCACAGUAUAUAUCAAUAGAUGAAGCAUUCACUGGAAAAAGUAAAAUCUAUGGAAACUGGCGACAUUCACAAAAAGUCAUCUUUUAAAAAUGAGCAAAUAAAAUAUGUUACAAGCAUCCAUUUCUUAAAAAAUGAAUAGUAAGCAUGGACUAAUGUCAAAUUGUUCUAAAUGUUUAAAGAAAUAAAACAAAACAUCUGUUAUUCAAUUUUUAAGGAUGUGAAUUUAAGCAUGUAUGCAAUUUGGGUACUCCUCAUUUCAGAAUCAUGGAUCGUUUGGAGGUUGGCUCAAACCCAUUUUGCUAUGAUUCAAUAUGGAUUCAAAAUAAAAUUGGUGUAAUUAUAUGGUAAAUAAGGAUACGCCUACAAAAUAAACACAGAAUGGAAACUUUUGUCUGGAUCAUAAAAAAACGUAGGUGAAAAAACUGUCAAAAUAGGUGCAAUUUGGGUACCCUCACGUUACAGAUUAUUGUAAACUCAUCAACAAAAAAUAAAUAAUUUGUAAGUUUAAUUGUAGUACUUUUGUCUAUAAAAUACCUUAUUGAAUUUCCCAUAUUUGUUUAAUGCUAAUGAAAGUAUCAAAACCAUAUUAACUUGAAACCUGUCAUUUAUUGUUAACUGUGAAACCUAACUUACUGGAAUCCUUCUAUUUAAUGAUGUUAACUGUGGAACCUAACUCACUGGAAUCCUUCUAUAUAAUGAUGUUAACUGUGAAACCUAACUCACUGGAAUCCUAUAUAAUGAUUUUGAUAUAAUCAGAAAACCUUUUUUUUUUAAAAGAACCCUAUACACAGAAUUAUUAUUUUGAUUACCGCCAUUCCUUAUAGCCGUGUCUAAAAUUCAUAUUCAAAAAGGUGCUAUAUUGUAAGAAAUAAAAUGAUUAUUACUUUAUAAUAUAUCCAUCUGUGUACCUAAAGACGUGUUUCUUCGUAAAUUGUACCUCUGGUUAUGACCUGGUAUCAAAGUUAUUGGCUCUUGAUGAUACGUUCUGACAAUAAAAUGGUGGGAGGGAUUAAGUUACAUGAAUAAUUGGAGAUGUGUGGUUAAGGUAACAAAUUACACUACAGCAUACGUAAAACAAGUAAAAACAGUUCUAGAGUUAUGCCCUUUACAAAUGGAAAAUUGCUGAAUUUUUGUUCCGUUCUUUAACUUUAGUUUGCCUCAACCAAAUGUUAUAAAACUUAUACACAAUGCUUAUUACCACAAAAUACAGAUCAAAUUUGAACUAUGGUGGUGUCACUUUAACGGUUCUAGAGUUAUGCCCAUUUACAAAUGGAAAAUAGCUGAAUUUUUCGUUUCUGUUCUCUAACUUAAGUUUGCCUCAACCAAUCAAAUGUUAUGAGACUUAUACACAAUACUUAUUAACAGAAAACUCAGAUCAAGUACACAUUUGGGUAGUGUCACUUUUACCGUUCUUCAGUUAUGUCCCUUUAUAACUUUAUAUGAUAUGCAAACUGGGACAUCAUCUGUGUCCUAUGGACACAUUCCCCAUUUAUUUUAUCAUACUCUUCAAGAUAAUAGUGCUAAUGGUAUACAGCUAGUUAAUUAUAUUUGUGUCUUUUUUUAUUAAAGUUGUAAAUAUAGAAAACACCAUAUUUUGUAUAGAGUUCAAUAUGUUUCUGUAAUUGGUUGUACAUAACAGAUCCCUAGUGCCUUUAUCAAUUUACUGUUUAAUCCCUUGUUAGAUGUAGAAAAUUCAGAUUUAUCUCCCUUGAUAAAUAAAAUGAUAUUAUAACCAGUGCAGAUGUACAAGUUGAUAAUAAAGUAUCAUAUUUUUAUAAUUGUUCAACCUAUUGGUGUUGGAAAGUCUACCAUCAAAAAUUCUUCAUUCUCCACUAAAAAUCUAUUUCAAAUCUGCUGGAAACCACUAAGCAAAUCUGUACAAUGAAACCCUAUUUUUCUUUUCAUAGUAAUAAAGUAAUAAUUUUAAAGUCAUCCCUGAUAAGAAUUGAUUAUAAUGACUCCAGCAAAAAACAAAAGAGAUGAUUUAUGUUGCUAUGGAAAUAGUAUAGGGAAUACAACUUUAUAUAUUUUGAUCUUUUAUCUGUAAUUGCUACAAGUCUGGUGAUACCUAACCAACCUAAAUCAUUCAUAAAUUUGUUCUGUUAUGGUAAAGAAAAAUCACUUAGCCUGCAAGCUGCGUGAUACUGUCUCCUUUUAAUAUCUCAUUUUAUAGUUUAACCCAACACCAUCAGUUUCAAAGUCAAUGCAAUUAAUGUGUCUUGAAAUAUUUUGAGAAAAUAAUAGGACAAUGUCAAUGUUGUGAAAGAAAAAUAGAAAAGUUGUGAUAUAAAAUUAAGGUUGUGAUAAGGGAGCUAACUCCUUUGUACAAAAAUUAAUGUCUCUGUUGUUACAGAUAGUGUAUAUUUUUUGUUGAUGUUUGUUGCUCAAUAGAAAUACCAUAUUUAUAAAGAAAAUCCUACAAACUAUUGUUUCAUAUUUUUAAUAUGAAGUUAAGUAAUAAAUAUUUAUAAACAUAAAA